Messenger RNA from Sphaeramia orbicularis (orbiculate cardinalfish), 3013 nucleotides. Its product is annotated as somatostatin receptor type 5-like. NCBI's taxonomy places the organism in Eukaryota, Metazoa, Chordata, Actinopteri, Kurtiformes, Apogonidae. The record is from RefSeq and is a predicted model, not a curated record. The transcript is spliced from 4 exons. Bases 530 to 1681 code for a protein of 383 amino acids. Gene Ontology annotation, molecular function: somatostatin receptor activity; neuropeptide binding. Gene Ontology annotation, cellular component: neuron projection; plasma membrane. Gene Ontology annotation, biological process: cellular response to glucocorticoid stimulus; regulation of insulin secretion; neuropeptide signaling pathway.
AAAAGUUGGUCUUCCUUUCUAAUUGACUGGAAGGAUAACCCUAUACUGUGAAGGAAAGGAAGAGAAAAAGAGCUGGUGGGUUUUCUGGUCCUAUAGCUGUGAGGUGAUUACAACCACCCAUGGGUGGGACUUUGACAUCCAAAGGCGGGGUGACGUCCUCCACACAUAAAUACUCUGAGUUGGUCGAGGCGCUGCUUGACCCUGUGACUGACUUGGAAACGCGUUUUCUCAUUCACGGGAUUUCUUUUAGAAUCAUGAAACAAACCUAUUUUGUGGCUCCGAUGAGGACAUUUAACAUCAAAAUCAAGGUGGAGAAUACCUCGAGAUGAAAAGUCAAGCAUGAGUUGGUCUCUUACUGAAGCAGAAAAGCGUGAAAAAAGGUGACCGUGUGUGGUUUUAUCCAGAGUGGAAUGGCAGGUCUCCAAAACGCUCCAAGAAUUACGCAUUACGCAUCUGGAUAAGAGGAUGAGGCGCACGUGAACCAACAGUUCCUUCCAGUUAUCAUCCAAACAGAUCUCACUGGUUGAAGAUGGAUGGAUUCAACUUAACAGCGGUACCCAUAGAAGAGGGGAUGUCUUCUCCGUGGCCAAACACCAUGAGCAGCCACAGCCCAAACUUCACCUCCAAAGUGCCCGAGGUACCUGUGAGCAUCACCACGGUGGUCACGGCCGUCAUCUUCGUCAUUGUGUUCAUUGUGGGCCUUCUGGGUAACACGCUGGUUAUUUAUGUGGUGGUCCGUUACGCCAAGAUGAAGACAGUGACUAACUUGUACAUCCUUAAUUUGGCCUUGGCUGAUGAACUCUACAUCCUGGGGAUCCCCUUCUUGGGUACGCAUAAUGUUCUCUCCUACUGGCCGUAUGGGGAGUUCCUCUGCAAAAUGUACAUGACUGCUGAUACCAUGAGCCAGUUUUCGUCCACCUUUUGUCUGACGGUGAUGAGCAUUGAUCGCUACCUGGCUGUAGUUCAUCCAAUGAAGAGUGCCAAGUGGCGGAAACCUCAAGUGGCCAAGAUCAUUAACGGCAUGAUAUGGGUGGUGUCCUUUCUCAUUGCACUGCCGGCCACCAUCUACUCUAAAAUACAGGAGGAAUUUCAAAGCUGCAACAUGACGUGGCCUGAACCGAGCACUUUAUGGUCCACCGUCUUCAUCCUCUACACAUCCAUCCUGGGAUUCUUUGGUCCUGUGGUGGUCAUUUGCCUCUGCUACCUGCUGCUGGUCAUCAAGGUGAGGUCAGCGGGUGUGCGGGCUGGACUGACAAAGCGCCGCAAGUCAGAGCGUAAGGUGACACGCAUGGUGGUGAUCAUCGUGCUGGUGUUUGUGUUGUGUUGGCUGCCCUUCUUCACUAUGAACAUUGUAAACCUGGUUCACAUCAUCCCUGAGAAUAAUGUCACCACUGCGAUCUACUUCUUCUUGGUCAUCCUCACCUACGUCAACUCUUGCGCCAAUCCCUUCCUGUACGGCUUCCUGUCAGAAAACUUUAAACAGAGCUUCCAGAAAGUGCUCUGCUUAAUCAAAGCCAAUGCUGUCAACACUACGCAGAUAACAGCCCAGGACAGGACAAAAGAAAGCAACGUUCCUAAUUCCUCACCCAGAAGCCACGCACAGAAUGGGAAAAUGCAGAGCAUCCAGCGUGUCCAGAUGGAGGUUCUUGAAAGUGAGACAUUAAAAUCAUCAGUGCUUUAAGUUUCCAAGCUGGUGUCGUAUAGGACUUGGACAAAGUAUCCCAGGACUUUUUUUUUUUUUUUUUUUCAUAUUUACCAUCUAUAUUGCUGAUUGUCAUUUUGGAAACCAUUUCUGUGAAGAAUCAGAGGAACUAAGGAGUGAUAAAGCAUUCAGUGCAGACUUUUGCAUUUUUAUUACCUCUGUCAAGGAGGUUAUGUUUUCAUCCAAGUUGUCCCCGGUUAGUUCCCUGUCUGCAGGAUCACACAAAAACUACUGCACUGAUUUUCAUUCAACUUGAGUGUGGAACCAAGGAGUAGAUCCAGAAAAAGGGCACAUCAUGGAAUUUCUUUCCACUUCUCCUAACACAACGCUUUAGCAGAAGUAUACCCUCAACCAAAUGAUAUUCUGUUUUGUUUUGUUUUUUUAUUAUUUUAUUUUAUGUUUGCGAUGUUUCCAGAUUGGUUACACUGUACAAAAUAUUAAAAUCUUUAAAUUCAAUUAAUGCUCAACUAGGAUAAACCUCCUCAACUAAAACAACCAGGUUAUUCAGACUUAAAUUGUUUUUAUAUUUUACCAUAUUUAUAUAAAAUAUAUCUGUUUUUCUGUUUUUGGUUUGUUUUCAUUUGUCACUGAUAGAGGUUGCUGUAAACCAAGCUUAAGACAUUUCCUACAAUUGUAUCUUAUUUUCAUUAAUUGAUAUUUCAGAGAAUUAAAGGGAUCUGUGCCACAAGUGUUGGACUGACAGUAGAGUUGUUUAACAGCACAGAAAUGAACACCUCUCCAGAAAUAUGAAUUAUUCAAUGAGUUUAUUGUUGAAGAAUUGUAGACUUUAUUGUUUGAAUAUAGCGCAUUACAACCAAAUAUUAAUUUUAGCAGACAUUUUCAGGACAGGAUCCUUUUUUGUAUGUCCACUAUUGUAAACUAUGCCAUUUUCGUGGCAGAUUAUGUAUGAGAAUUCACAGUAUUCAGUUUUUGCUGCUUGUACUGUAACAUAUAGUCGCUGUUUGGUGGAAACCUCUUAUGUCCAACACAGUUAUUUUUAAGGAAACUGGAAAAACAAUGUAUAUGGAGUAAUGUGUAAUGGGGUUAAGAGAUGUAGUCACAAGCCGUUUUAUUGGUAAACUAUUUCUAAAAAUUGUGAAAGACUGACCAGUAGAAUUGUUAUAUCCUCCUGAGACCCAUUAGUGCAUUUUUGACUUCUGUAGGGGACAAAAGUUAGAAAAAAAUAAAACAAAAUUUACAAAAAAAACACUCUGUCCACUGUAAAGGACCUUCAAUAAAAAUAAUAAUAAUGAUGAAUGUAUCUGAAAAAACUGUUGCAGUAUGCUGUUUUAAAUCAAGAGAAUUAUUCAA